Oppiella nova is the source of this 2544-nucleotide messenger RNA. The record is from the annotation of a GenBank genome assembly. NCBI's taxonomy places the organism in Eukaryota, Metazoa, Arthropoda, Arachnida, Sarcoptiformes, Oppiidae.
AUGGCUAAGUCUUUGGUGAAGUCUAUAUCGAGUUCUAUGAAGAGCUCACCUCAUGAUGACGGCUAUGACAACAAAGUCAUACAACCGGACACUCUUAGUGAUGCUGAGGAUGAGACCAUUGAUCACAAGCACUCCAUUGACUGCGAUAUUGUCAGCCAUUCGGUCAUCGAUUGUCAAUAUAAGCCCCAAAGGGGUGAACCCUUCUAUGCCCUCAACCCCUCCAUAUGGCCCGAAGAUAUUCUGACGGCUCUCUCACAGCCCGAGGAUUCACAGCCUCCGCAUCACUUCGAUGACUACGGAUUCAUCACUGAAUACAAACCACACCACAAACAAGAAUCACAUGAAUCACUUGAAUCAGAUCCACAAACACACAAACAUUCUGUUAGUACAGAAUCCGAUGAAGACUUGCGCUCCAAAUGGAUCUGUUAUUUGGAGUUCCACUACAACAAAGAGGCCAUUCCUCACAUGAAGUGGUCUCAGGUGGACAUACAGAUGAGACACACGAAGGUGUUGACAGAACUCAUAAAAUCAGGCAUUUGUUCGCCUCUAAGGCCUGCCAUUUGGAUGCGGACCUCGAAGGGAAUGACACUGAAAGUGAACAGCAACUGGACGUAUACCCAACUUUGCGAUCUCUCUAAUCACGUGCCAUCCCUUUCCGACAAACAAAUAUCCAAAAUCCUGCCGACGAACGCAUGCUUUAUGUCCAACACUUCUGUCGGAAUCGAAAGACUUAGAAGAAUAUUACGGGUUAUUAAAUGGCUCCAGAAGAAUGGGACCACAGUUUACAAUAUGAGCCGCGAGUCCGUCAAUCUGUCGGUUAUCGCCGCUUAUCUUCUGCUGGUCUGCGAGGAAGAGGACGCCUUUUGGCUCACGUUAUCCAUUGCUAAUGAACUCAAAUCAUUCAGCCAUCAAAGCACUCUCAAGGAUCUCAUUAGCACUAAUUGUCCACAAAUCGAUGACAUACUGAAACAACACGACAUUGAAUUGAGUUUAAUUACUUCCCAUUGGUUUUCCGCUCUUUUCGCCGCUUUUAUUCCCGAAACCAAAACUCUUUUCCAUUUAUGGGACCUUUACUUCUAUUUUGGAUCAAUUGUUUUGUUUCAAAUAACUUUAGGUCUUCUCGUUUGUCACAAUCAUAUCAUAUGCGACACCAAAGAUUCAGCGAAUGUCUUCAAUUCAUUAUCAGACUUACCAUCAAAUAUCAAAGACUUAUCGUCAUUGCUAUUGAUUUGGAGUACCGGAGAACAGUUUGUUCAGCACUUGACUCCCAGUCCUCUGACGUCCAAUAUAUCAGAAAACUCUUCGAGUCACACAUCCAUGUUAUCGUUGCCAUCAUUUAGUUCCGAUAUACAAGACUCAGAUCCAAAGACAAAGAAUGUGAGACAGACUUCCAUUAUAUUGGAGUUACACGAAGCUAUCGAAGCGAUUGGCCGUCACUUUGAAGUCCACGAGCCGUCUUUCAAAGCGAAUCUGAUUCCCGACUAUUCGUGUGUUGACAACAAUGAAGAGGAAGACGAUUACAAUCAAAGAAAGCAACGAAUGAGACAAAGAAGAGCCAAAGCAUUGAUUGAUUUCCAACGACACGAUUCGGAUGAGUUGGGGUUCAGGAAGAAUGACAUCAUAACCAUAAUCAGUGAGAGGGAUGAGCACUGUUGGGUCGGGGAGUUGAAUGGUCUGAGAGGUUGGUUUCCGGCGAAGUUUGUGGAAAUGCUGGACGAGAGGAACAGAGACUACAGCAUCGCUGGCGACGAUCGCGUCAUUCCCUUCGUUAAUGACUUAAUUCGGGGCCGACUUUACAAUGCAAUCAAAACUAUAUUAACGUACGGAAUGAAGAAAACUCUGUUCGUGACGACCCAUCCCUGGAUCAUAAUUGAAGCCAUUUCUAAGGCGUGCGCCGAAAGUGACUUCAAUUCCGUGUAUUCACGGCUAGUGUUGACGCGAACCUUCCGUUUGGACGAAUUCGCGAGAGUUCUCACGCCUUCCGAGUUGUUGUACAGAAGUAUUGCACACAUAAACCAUACGCACGAGAAUGAGGCCAUGGAUGUCAAGCUUCGCUCUCUUCUAUGUAUUGCUUUAAAUCAGAAUAUUCUUCACGAAUGGUUUGCUGUUAUUUGUGCCAAUCAACCGCACAUUAUCUCCAAAUGGUAUCACAACUGGAGUUUCAUCAACAGUCCGGUUUGGAAAAUGAUUAAGUCUGAGCUCAGGUACUGUACCUCCACUUUAAUUAAAUAUACACAUCAAAUAAUACUCCCGCUAUUGACACAGUUUUCGUUUAAUUUGAACCCAAACUCAGAACUGUCUGAAAGUAUUCAACCGAAGUCUCCCGUCUCGAAGGAUGGCACUAAGUCAUUCCUCAAGCUUUUGAAAUAUACUAAAACCACAAGAACUAAAUUUUUGAGCGCAAUCUUUGCCUCCUUUCCCAUACAACUGUGCGCUCAUAUAGUCCUGAAGGAGCCCCUCCUCAUCAUAAGACCGCGAAACCAUCAAAAUGUGUUCCAAUAUCUCGUGAAACGGCGAUUCAAUAAGCAUUGGAGUGGCGGCUAA